Gymnodraco acuticeps is the source of this 2533-nucleotide messenger RNA. RefSeq names its product transmembrane protein 150A-like. The record is from RefSeq and is a predicted model, not a curated record. The transcript has 8 exons. Bases 707 to 1534 code for a protein of 275 amino acids. NCBI's taxonomy places the organism in Eukaryota, Metazoa, Chordata, Actinopteri, Perciformes, Bathydraconidae.
UUCCCAUACUACAUUAAACCUCCAGUCAAACAUCCUCAACAUUUCCAUCUGUCAGCUCAAAAACACGAGCUUUUUAAGGGGCACUUGAAUGCACCAUAUUCCGCUUUCCUGGAAAACAUUUGGAGCUUCUUUGGAAUAGAAAAACACGAGCACAUCCAAAAGUGUGAUUAAUCUGCGAAACGGGCGUGAAAUGUGAUUCCAAGAACUAUAAAAGGAACAAAAUAAUCCAAAACAAGAAAAGAAACACCACAACACACCUGCAGCUGAACGCACACUUCCAAGCACUCAGUAAAGUAUACAAAAGCCAAACAUCUCUCCACAGACACGUAAAUAAACUCAGAUAAAGUUGUACUAAAAGACAAAAACAUGUUUAUUUUCCAACCCUGAAAUAAAAAAAUUCUUAAAAGGAGUUUAUACUGUCAGAUCUGGAUUUAAAAUGGUAGAACAUGUGAGUGUGUGUUACUGGGAGGAGUCUGGAGUUCCUGUAUCCAGCUGCUGUGUGUUUGGAGGAUCACUGCCAUCAGGCUGAUCUCCGAGCAGCCUCAGAGUGAGAUGAAGGGGAUCAAUCGGCAUCAGAUCUGUCACACCUUUUACAAUGAAACCAGUUGGAUCAGCUGAUGCAGAGGAGCUCAGACUAGCAGUACAAUUUGAGAUGAAGAGGAGAGCCUGAAGACUUUUUCCACGGAACAAACCGAAGGUGGUCAUCAUGUCUCUGUGGAUGAUCCUUCCCGUCAGCCUGCCUGUCUUCACCAUCACUGGGAUAUGGGUCGUAUAUGCAAUGUCCCUGUACAACCAGCAUGUCUGUCCUGUCCAUAACUGGCUUUACAAUGAGUCAUGUGAGGAGCAGCUCCCACUACAGAGGGGUCCAGUCCUGUGCUGCACCCUGGACAACAUACCACUCAUCAGUAAAUGUGGAACCCUGCCACCUGAAAGCUGCUUUUUCAGCCUCAUAUGCAGCACUGGAUCCUUUAUGGUGAUGCUGAUUGCUCUGCUGCGUUACGCUCAUGUGAUCGAGAAGCACCAGAACUGCAUCCUCAACACGGCCGGCCUCUCCAGCGCCUGGAUCUGUGCUGCAGGGCUCAUCAUGGUGGGAAACUUCCAGGUGGAUUUUGCCAAAGUCCUCCAUUACAUUGGUGCUGGAGUGACCUUCCCCUCCAGCAUGCUGUUUGUGUGUCUGCAGUCGGCUCUGACCUACAGACUGGCUAAGACCCAGGAGGAGUAUCGGAUAGGUCACCUGCGGGUGGGGAUGGCCCUGCUGGCCCUCGUCGCUCUGGUGCUCAGUGGAGUUUUCUUUUGCCAGGAGAGCUUCGCCCUGCAACAUGCCUCCGCCAUCUUUGAGUGGAUCUACUGCAUGCUCAUCAUGCUCUUCUACGGGACUUUUGCCUUUGAGUUCGGGGACAUGUCGGGAGACACACUGAUGGUGCUGACCGGAGGAGGAGGAGGGGGGCUAAACGGCUUCUCCACAUCUGGACACAAGGCAGAGGUGAGCAGCGGCUCCAACCACCAUCAGCCUGAGAGUUUAUCGAUGCUGUAACCACAGUGUGAACAAGCUUCAGGAUCCCUGGAGGUCAAAGGGCGACACAUACUGUAUGGAGGACCUGAUUAUGGAUGCUCUUGCACACAGCAGUGACCAAAUACUUUUAUCCUGCUUUGCUUAAUGUAUGUGCACUGCAGGUCACAGCUGCAGAACAUUGCACAAUAAUGCAAGUGCCUUUUGAACCCUGACAGAGAUCCACACACACACACACACACACACACACAUACACACACACAUACACACACACACACACACACACACACACACACACACACACACACACACACACACACACAGGUGGAACUGUGAUGUGUGCGCCCCAGAACGUAAUUAGAGGGGCCCAGACGUGUGCAGGGGGGAAUCUGAGAGGGCCUCGAAUUGCGCAGACCUCUGACGACACACACACACACAGACACACUCGUGUGUUUGUUUUAAUUCUCUCAAUGUAACAAUGCCUCUCUGCAUUCUUGGCCAAAGUCGCCUUUCAUCAGACCGAACCUCCUGAACUCGCCUCAGAUGUAGCGCCGUCAGUUUGUUUGAAUGUUUAGACGUUCAGAACACCAAGCUCCGUGUUUUUUACUCAGGAAGUUUUUGUUACAUAAACUGCUUUUGCCUAAUGUAAGGGAAAGUUUUCCAAAAGACAAUGGAUGGACUAAAGGUAACCAUGUGCCAAAAAUAAUCAUUUUUAUAGCAGGUUUAUCUGCCCUAUGUUGAACAGUUUAUUUUAUAGUUUUUUAUGAUAUCCAAAGAAACAUUUUGUGCGACUUUUUAUGGGGAUAUUGCCAGAGUAUCUGUCUCAUAUUAAAGCUCUUUUGUAUAUUUUGUUGUAUCAGCUCUUUUCCAAAGAUAUGUAUCAUUGCUCUCAGUAACAAUGAGAGUUGUACAGUUUGAAUGGGACCAAACUAUCCGUAUUGUGAUAAUACGCAGACAUACUUUUACAAGAAUAAUGUAUGCAGAGAACAAAAUAAUUAAAGCAAGAAAGAUGUAAUGCCUCUU